GUUUUGAAUACCUCUAAAACGCAUAUAAAACUCCGUUAAUUUGAAGGGAAGUGCCGAAAUAACUAAAUAAAGAUAAUCCAUUCUCGAUUAAAUAUUAAUGUUCGUUCAAUUUGUUAGCUAAUUUUAUUCGUUAGCAUUAGUGGCACUUGACUAGCUAAGACCUGGUGAGAAAGAGAGGAAAAAUGGCAGCUGGGAAAAUUUGCAUCGGGGGGAGCAAAGAGGAAACUUUGGAGUGGACAGGUUUAUUCCCAACUGACCUAAAAUCCGAGCAAGACUCUUUGGUCUUUGUCAAGAGGUUGAUGGCUGUGGCUGUGUCCUCCAUCACUUAUCUGACAGGGAUUUUCCCGGAGUAUGCCUACCGAUCCAGGUACCUCGAAGAUUUGUGCAUCAAAAUUUUACAUGGAAACUGCAACAGUCCUGGUGCCAACAAAGUUGUGAAGUGGAUGAUGGGCUGCUUUGAUGCAUUAGAGAAGCAAUAUCUCCAGAUUAUAUUCAUUGGGGUCUACACCAACCCAGAAGACCCAAAUCGCAUUAUUGAGUCUUAUCAGUUCAGCUUCAGGUACACUGAAAAGGGACCAGAGAUGGAUAUACUCAGGAACAAUGAUAUGGAGCUGCAAGUGACGCCAGAAGAAACUAAGAGAGCCUCUGUGCUGCUUAUCAGGAAGCUCUUCCUGCUUAUGCAGAACCUGGAUUCCCUGCCGAACAAUGUCUACCUCACCAUGAAGCUGUACUACUACGAUGAGAUCACUCCCUGGGACUAUCAACCGCCUGGUUUCAAGGAAGGGGUGUGUGACCACCUGUGGUUUGAAGGAAUGCCUGUGCACUUCAAAGUGGGUGAGCACCCUUCCAGCACGACUCCUCCCAUAGACAUCGCUCCGUCAAGGCUGAAGCUGAUGCGACGCGGUCCGGACCGUAAGAGCGAGUUUCUGCGAGCUCUGAAGGACGAGGGCACCGGAGAGCUGACGACGAGCAGCAGCCCAGGAACAUCAGGAGAGGGUGAAAGCAGCACCCCAGAGCCCAAAGCCUACAGUGAGGAAGUCUGCCAUGAGAAUGGUCUGUCCUACUCCCUCAGUGACUCGGACACUGAACACUUGUCCAGCUCCCUGGAGGCAGAGCACAGGUUGCUGAAGGCCAUGGGCUGGCAGGAGUACCCAGAAAAUGAUGACAACUUCCUGCCUCUGACAGAGGACGAACUUAGAGAGUUCCAGACUAAAACUGAACAGCUGAAGAAAAAUGGCAUGCAAAGGAACGGGGUUCUCCCCAGGACACGAGGCGUGACCCUCCACUUCACCCCCUGGAGGAGUGUGGCGGAGGCGCACGUUGAGGAGGGCUCCGAGUCCGAAACCAGUAGCAGCAGCCAGACCUCUGAUGACGACGACUGCAUCAAAUCCUAACGUAGCUUUAUGGAACAAAAAAGAAAUAAAACAAAAGAAAAAGACAGCCAACAACACAUCCCAGCAAGCAAUCCCCCUUCUUCCUCUCUCAUCUUUGUUUUUAGAGCACCAUUUCAAAUUUUCUUUUUGAUCUUUUUUUUUUGUUUUUGUUUUUUGUUUGUUGUCAUUCUUGCACAAGGGAAAAACCAAUCAUAUCCCAGUGAAGAGGGAGAUUCCUGCUCUGCCAGACGUCGUUUUCCCUGCGUUUCCUCCUUCACUGCAGUCCCUGACCUUUUUGACUCCCCCUCCCCUCCAACUUCUUCCCUCCAACCCCCCCAUACCCCCCCCUCCUUUUUCUUCCUCGCUUUGUGGAACUGAAGUGUUCAUCAAGAAAAGAAGGGCAAUGAAUGCACACUUGAUUCUGCUUUAAACAGACUAACUCAUUUCAUUGAUGAUGCUGAUGACACAUUAUUAAUGAUAUUAAUAAAAAUUGGUUCCUGACAAGCUGAUAUGUUUCAAUAUGAA
Melanotaenia boesemani (Boeseman's rainbowfish) is the source of this 1898-nucleotide messenger RNA. RefSeq names its product HORMA domain-containing protein 1-like. NCBI's taxonomy places the organism in Eukaryota, Metazoa, Chordata, Actinopteri, Atheriniformes, Melanotaeniidae. Gene Ontology annotation, molecular function: DNA binding; RNA binding. The record is from RefSeq and is a predicted model, not a curated record. Gene Ontology annotation, cellular component: nucleus. Gene Ontology annotation, biological process: DNA-templated transcription; positive regulation of DNA-templated transcription. The transcript has 13 exons. The coding region runs from base 183 to 1394 and encodes 403 amino acids.